This is a messenger RNA of Drosophila serrata, 1663 nucleotides long. It is a transcript of the gene Inx6, whose product is annotated as Innexin 6. Lineage: Eukaryota; Metazoa; Arthropoda; Insecta; Diptera; Drosophilidae. The record is from RefSeq and is a predicted model, not a curated record. Gene Ontology annotation, molecular function: gap junction channel activity. Gene Ontology annotation, cellular component: gap junction; plasma membrane. Gene Ontology annotation, biological process: phototransduction.
UCGAAUUUAAGUCAAGUUGGAGCAAACUUGCUCAGAUCCCCCGGAGAACUGCAAAAGAUAAGCCAAGACUAGGUGUCUAGUGUCCAAGUAUCGCCUUGCCGUGGGCCCUACAAACUGGAUGCCGUUUAGUGCCCAUCCAGACCACCCUGCUGAGACCACACACCCUGUACCAAAUCGACAGCCCCGUCCGGGAUUAAGGGACAUGUACGCUGCAGUGAAGCCCCUGUCCAAGUAUUUGCGCCUAAAGUCGGUGCGCAUCUACGAUCCGAUCUUCACGCUACAUUCCAAGUGCACCGUCGUCCUCCUGCUGACCUGCACCAUUCUCCUGUCGGCGAAGCAAUAUUUCGGCGAACCGAUUCUAUGCAUCAGUUCCGAGAAGCAAACGGAAUAUGUGCAGUCCUAUUGCUGGACCAUGGGUACCUACAUCUUGCCAGCGGAGACCGAGAACGGGGGUAGCACCAGUAGCUGGGACUUGUCCUCCUACACCAACGGCGAGUACAAUAUGAGCAGCCUGCGUGCUCUGGUGGCCAGGAAUCAGCAAUAUGCCCGAUUGAUAUCCAUUGCCGAGGGUGUGGGACCAGAAACGCGCGGCGUCACCAAGCGCUUGUAUCUUCGCUACUACCAAUGGGUCUUUAUGAUCCUCCUCUUCCAGUCGGUCCUCUUCUACUCCCCGUCGUACCUCUGGAAGGUGUGGGAGGGGCAGCGUAUGAAGCAACUAUGCUCCGAGGUGGGUGACGCCCUCAUCCUGGAGAGCACCUAUCUCACACGCCUCAAGAUGCUUACGAAGUACUUCCAGGCCCAGUUUACAGCCAUCCAUUGUUGCUAUUCCUUGAAGUAUGCCUUCUGCGAGAUGCUCAACUUUAUCAUUAGCUUGCUCAACUUUUGGCUAAUGGAUGUGGUAUUUAAUGGAUUCUGGCACAAGUAUAUCCAUGCCUUGGCCGCCAUACCCGUGUACGACUGGAAUCUGUGGAAUAUGAUGACAUCGCGCGUGUUCCCCAAGGUGGCCAAGUGCGAGAUGUUCAUUUAUGGGCCAAGCGGCACACCGAAUAUCCUGGACAUUCUAUGCGUUCUACCGCUCAAUAUCCUGAAUGAGAAAAUCUUUGCCUUGCUCUACGUUUGGUUCCUGUUCAUUGGCAUGUUGUCCGGAAUGAAUCUCUGCUACCGCCUGCUCCUCAUCUGCUGCUUCGAGCUGCGCCUGCAGCUGCUGCGCACUCACCUGCGCGCCAUGCCAAAGUCGCAGGUGCGCCAGGUGCUGUCCACCGUGGGCUAUGGUGACUGGUUCGUGCUCAUGGGCGUUAGCAUCAAUGUGAAUCCCUCGCUCUUUCUCGACCUGAUGAAUGAACUGUAUGCCCAGCAAAAGAAGUCCGACUCCCAAGAUCCCGAGUCCAUGAUGAUGGUCAUGUCGGAGCAGCAGAAUCAGCAGCGUUCCUCGUAUCUGUUGCAGUCGAAAACCGAUGGGAGUUCCAGUCAGCAACGUCACGUGGGACUCGAUCCGAUGUCCGAUCGCCCGACGGUGGAGACCCUGGGAAGUCGACUGCCCACAGCACCAAAUAUUCACCUGAUGGCGCCCAAUGACGAGAUCAUUAGCAUGGAUCGCUUCUAUCACGAGAGCAAUGCCUAGGAAGCUGUAUUAAUAGAAAAUAAUAACGAAUUUUGUUUGCAA